AUGCAAAAAGGCUGGCCCCCUUCCUUAAAGGCCUUAUCAGAACCGGAAGUCAAAUCAUUCUGCGACCGACAAGACUCACUCAGUCUCUGCCAAGGGUGCAUUUCAGGGCUGGAUUACGAUGUAACCUCCUAUGUCAAAACGUGUCGAAAUUGUGCAAUUGCUUUAAAAUCCGCUCCAAUUUCGAAACCGUCACUAUGGCCCACUCCGAGCAAAUCAUGGGAAAGGGUUCACAUAGACUAUGCUGGACCUUUGGACGGAGAAUGCUUCCUGCUGGUCAUCGACGCCUUCACCAAGUGGCCUGAAAUUGUUGAGACACAUCGUACGACAUCCAUCUCAACGAUUCGCAUUCUGAAGGAUCUGUUUGCUCGAAUGGGUAUACCAACUACACUCCUCAGCGAUAAUGGAAAUCAAUUUACAAGUGAAGAGUUUCAAACGUUCUGCUUGGAAAACGGCAUCGAUCAUCUGACCACUGCACCGUUCCACCUACAAAGCAACGGUCAGACGGAACGCUUUGUAGAUACGUUCAAGCGUGCAAUCAGAAAAGUUCAGGAGGGAAGGACAACCGUUCGAGAAGCAUUGGCCACCUUCCUUCAAAAAGGAGGAUUAUCUCCAGGAAGAUCCGAAAAUCGCCGUAACAUCCGGUAUUGCCAGAUUUACUACAUGUUUCUUAGGUUAAACCCAGGGUAG
Molecule: messenger RNA, 687 nt
Organism: Uranotaenia lowii
Lineage: Eukaryota; Metazoa; Arthropoda; Insecta; Diptera; Culicidae
Exons: 1
Coding region: 1-687 (228 amino acids)
Biological process (GO): DNA integration
Molecular function (GO): nucleic acid binding
Source: RefSeq, a predicted model, not a curated record